Molecule: messenger RNA, 1076 nt
Organism: Drosophila biarmipes
Lineage: Eukaryota; Metazoa; Arthropoda; Insecta; Diptera; Drosophilidae
Exons: 1
Molecular function (GO): RNA binding
Source: RefSeq, a predicted model, not a curated record
ACAGCUUACAAGCAAAAUAAACAAAAGCAGACUCCAAGGCUUAACCUCAAAAAUAUAUUUCUCCUUUGGCUUGUUGCCCUUGUGAAGAUGUCCAAGUCAUCUCGGCUUUUCAAGUUGCCCCCCGUUGGCUCCUCAUCCGUGUCCUCCAUUUCCGGCAGUGAAUCCGGACAGGGUUUAGAGGACAUGUUGCACGUGACACGGGUGCAAACUUCCCAGGUGGACGACGCCGAGUUAUAUUUGCACAAAGAUGAGGCCCAAAAAGCAAACGGGGAUCUCCCAAAGAAGGUUUGUACACCGGAUCUGGAGGAGGAGGUGCCCACCAGUCCACCCUAUGUGGCAUUGGUCAGCAACUUGCCCAUGGAGUGCACCGAACGCGAGUUGAACAAGGUGCUGACCAGCUUUUCGGUCCGUUCUUUGACUAUUCCGAAGAAGGGAAAGAGCCCCAAGGGAUUUGCCUACGUGGAGAUGGAUUCCCGGGAGGAUCUGAUUGGGCUUCUCAAGCUGGAGAAGCUCAAGUGCCGUGGUCGCUGUCUGAUGAUAAAACUAAGUCAGGAUCGGGAGGCCCCCUUAAAGGGAGGAGGUGAUGCCCGCAGUUAUGCCCCACUUCCUAGCAGCGAGUUCGAUGCUAACUCCGAGCAUUAUUCAGCCAGUGUCAGUGAUCUCAGUGUCCUAGACUCGCCAUCCAGUGAGGGUGAAUCUCCAACUCCCCUCUGGCCGAAAAGUGAGUCGUCCUUCUACGGCAGGGACACUCCCAUCACCCGGAAACCCAGCAGUACCGAGGAACUGGAACGCCGCAUGGAGAUGCGACUCCAAAAACUGGCCGAGUUCGAGAAUGCCGAGUCGGAGAGGGCUCAGAGCGAAAACCAGGAUGAUCAGGACACCGUCAGCAUGUCCUGGAGCGAGAUCCUCAGCGAGACUAGGAACAGUGAGGGAAUUUAGUUUUGUUUUCGAUAUUUAAGUUAUAAUAACCUCCAGCAAACCAAAAUAAGCGGGUUACUUGAGAGAUGUUUAGAUAUAAAAUGUACCCCGAGAUCCCAUCUUCCAGAAUAAAUGCCAUCAAGAUGGCCCUGCUUAAA